This is a messenger RNA of Bombina bombina (fire-bellied toad), 2516 nucleotides long. RefSeq names its product scinderin (gene SCIN). Lineage: Eukaryota; Metazoa; Chordata; Amphibia; Anura; Bombinatoridae. Gene Ontology annotation, molecular function: actin filament binding; phosphatidylinositol-4,5-bisphosphate binding. Gene Ontology annotation, biological process: actin filament severing; actin polymerization or depolymerization; barbed-end actin filament capping. The transcript is spliced from 16 exons. Bases 130 to 2274 code for a protein of 714 amino acids. Gene Ontology annotation, cellular component: actin cytoskeleton; cytoplasm. The record is from RefSeq and is a predicted model, not a curated record.
UUAUAAAAGAAUUGCUCUGAGCAAGAACUAUUACAGCUCUCCUGCAGAGAUUAUCUACAAGCACAGUGCAGGAUAUCUCCUCUGGCACUUAGCUUCUGAUUCAUUUCUAAGUCUUACCUGGGUCACACAAUGGUUCUGUAUCACAAACAGUUUGCCAAUGCUGGCCAGACAUCAGGACUACAGAUAUGGAGGAUUGAGAAGAUGGACCUGGUGCCAGUUCCUAGUGAAUUGUUUGGAAACUUCUAUGUGGGAGAUGCCUACAUAGCACUUCACACCAUUGCGAAGAACAACAGCAAAUUUUAUGAUCUGCACUUCUGGCUUGGAAAGGAAUGUUCUCAGGAUGAAAGCACUUCAGCUGCCAUAUUUACAGUUCAGUUGGACGACUACCUUGGUGGAAAGCCUGUACAGUACAGAGAGUUGCAGGGUUACGAGUCUAGUGUUUUUGUUGGUUACUUCAAAGGUGGAAUUAAAUACAAGGCUGGUGGUGUUGCAUCUGGCUUUCAGCAUGUGGUUACAAAUGACCUCUCAGCAGAAAGACUUCUGCACAUCAAAGGAAGGAGAGUGGUCAGAGCCACCGAGGUCCCACUUAGCUGGUCUAGCUUUAACAGUGGAGAUUGCUUUAUCAUUGAUCUUGGAACAGAGAUUUACCAAUGGUGCGGCUCCACCUGUAACAAGUACGAACGCUUCAAGGCUGCACAAGUUGCUAAUGGAAUUCGUGACAAUGAGAGAAAAGGACGUUCUCAGUUGGUUGUUGUGGAAGAAGACAAUGAACCCUAUGAACUCAUAAAGGUUUUAGGAAAGAAGCCUAAAUUGCCUGAGGGAGAUGAUAGUGAUGAUGUUGCUGAUGUUUCCAACAGGAAAAUGGCUAAACUCUACAUGGUUUCAGAUGCCAGUGGAUCCAUGAAAGUCUCAGUUAUCGCAAAUGAAAAUCCUUUCUGCAUGGACAUGCUAAAGUCAGAGGAAUGCUUUAUUUUGGAUCACUCUGCCGACAAAAAGAUCUUUGUUUGGAAAGGCAAGGAUGCCAAUGUUAGUGAGAGAAAGGCUGCAAUGAAAACAGCUGAAGAUUUCAUUAAACAGAUGAAUUACCCCCCUAACACGCAGAUUCAAGUAUUUCCUGAAGGAGGUGAAACACCUAUCUUUAAACAAUUUUUCAAAGACUGGAAAGAAAAGGAUCAAAGUGAAGGACUUGGAAAGGUGUAUGUCACAGAAAGGAUUGCUAAAAUACAGCAGAUUCAAUUUGAUGCUUCAAAGUUGCAUGAGUCCCCACAAAUGGCCGCUCAACACAACAUGGUUGAUGAUGGAUCUGGAAAAGUGGAGAUAUGGCGUGUUGAAAGCAAUGGUAGAAUCCCAGUUGAUCCCAGCACUUAUGGUCAGUUCUAUGGUGGAGACUGUUACAUCCUUUUGUAUACCUAUCCCAAAGGGCAAAUUAUUUAUACUUGGCAAGGAGCACAGGCUACAAGAGAUGAGUUAACAACAUCUGCCUUCCUUACAGUACAGCUGGACCGGUCGCUGGGGGGUUUGGCAGUCCAGGUCCGUGUUUCCCAAGGAAAGGAACCAGCACAUUUGCUCAGCUUGUUCAAAGACAAACCCCUUAUUAUAUACAAAGAUGGAACAUCAAGAAAGGGUGGACAGACACCUCCUAAUGCCAUACGCCUUUUCCAGAUUCGCCGGAACUUAGCAUCUAUUACUCGAAUAGUAGAGGUUGAGGCAGAUGCUGCUUUAUUAAACUCAAAUGAUGCAUUUGUGUUGAAACUGAAGAACAACUCUGGCUAUAUGUGGAAAGGGAAAGGAGCCAGCUCAGAGGAGGUGAAAGGAGCAGACUAUUUAUCCAGUAUCCUGAAAUGCAGUCUCACAAAGAUAUCACAAGGACAAGAACCAGAUGAAUUCUGGAGUGCCUUGGGAGGAAAGAAAGCAUACCAGACAUCUACGUUACUGGAAUCCCAGUCUGCAAGUCACUCUCCAAAACUUUAUGGCUGUUCGAAUAAGACAGGGAGAUUUGUGAUUGAGGAAGUCCCAGGAGAAUUUACUCAAGAGGACUUAGCAGAAGAUGAUGUUAUGUUGCUUGAUACUUGGGAACAGUUGUUCAUAUGGAUUGGAAAAGAUGCAAAUGAGGUUGAGAAAAAGGAAUCUCUAAAAUCAGCCAAAGACUAUAUUGAAACAGACCCGUCAGGUAGAGAUAAAGGUAUCCCAAUAGUCACAGUGAAACAAGGACACGAACCACCAACAUUUACUGGCUGGUUCAUGGCUUGGGACAGCAGGAAGUGGCAGAACUGAAACAGACUGUAGGCUCCAGCACAUCAUGAAGAACCUGAUAAAACAUUUUGCUAUAUUUUUGUACACUGCCAGUUUUAUUACAAUGUUAGCCUCUCCAUGUUUUGUAUAACCUGACUGCUAUUGCCCAUUGCUGCAUAAGUAUUUGUUGUGUUUUAGAACAGCAACUUAAAAAAAGAAAAUUAAUUUUUGUGCAGUAUUUGUUGCCUUUUGUAAAAGUAACAAUAAAUAAAAAGAAAAACACA